Molecule: messenger RNA, 5881 nt
Organism: Myxocyprinus asiaticus (Chinese sucker)
Lineage: Eukaryota; Metazoa; Chordata; Actinopteri; Cypriniformes; Catostomidae
Product: rho GTPase-activating protein 39-like
Exons: 10
Coding region: 91-2949 (952 amino acids)
Biological process (GO): signal transduction
Cellular component (GO): cytoplasm; cytoskeleton
Molecular function (GO): GTPase activator activity; protein binding
Source: RefSeq, a predicted model, not a curated record
GGCGGCGGCAGCGGCACAGCCUCCAUCACCAUGACUGACGUCCUGUGGAUUACUUUCACUGCGUUUUAAAACGGGACUCGAGAAGGAACCAUGGCUGAGAGGUUGGAAUGGGUGGAAAUCAUCGAGCCGCGCACUCGAGAGCGCAUGUACGCCAACCUGCUGACGGGCGAGUGCGUUUGGGACGCCCCGGCGGGUGUACAGAUCAAGCGCAGUGGACAGGAUCAGUGGUGGGAGCUCUUCGACUCCAAAACGUCCCGAUUCUACUACUAUAACGCUUCUACCCAGAGUACAGUUUGGCACCGCCCACACAGCUCUGACAUCAUACCCCUCGCCAAGCUCCAAACGCUGAAACAGAACACGAACGCGGCUCCGCCCUCUGCUACAACGACCAGUGCCUCGGCUGACAGCAGCCCCGCCCGCAGUGCCGUCAGCACGACAUCAUCACAAGAGCAGGAGGAGAAAACGUCAGCCAGUGAGGAGGGAGAGAGGUUUAGAUGGGGGACUGGGACCAGAGAGAGGAUGCUCAUCAAGGUGUCGGAUCGAGAACCCAGUUUUCUAUCGCAGGGAAAUGGAUAUUCCAGUUCGUCUCCACGCUCCAGACGAUCGUCCAGCAAUGCCCCUUCAGACCCUGAAGCCACGCCCCAUUCCCUGCCUGACCGCGGCCAAACGAAAUCUCCGUUCCUGAAGAGGGUGGAGCUGGGCGGCACUCAGCGUCGUUGCUCAGGCGACUCUCAGCCAUCAUCCCCUCGCUAUGCUUAUGAACCUCCCCUCUACGAGGAACCGCCUUCGGAAUACCAGUCCCCACCUAUUUACGAGGAACCACCCACAGACAUGCAUUGCGAUCCGGCCUUUUAUGGUUCUGAUAGGUCACCGGCACGUAAACCAGGUCUCUACCACUCUCCCAAGCAAAACCCUUCUCCUUACGGUCAACUAGUGUUGACGAGACAGCGGAGCUCCACGCCCGAAAAGACGUCCAACCAAGGUGAUCGAGACUAUAGCUCUGCAGGGCGGGACUACAGGUCCAGUGGGCGGGAUUACAGCUCUGCUGUGAGGGACUACAGCUCUGGUGGGCGGGAUUACAACUCUAGUGGGCGAGAGUACAGCGCGGCUGGGCGGGAAUAUGUUAAGCAGCUGGUUUACGUUGAGCAGUCAGGCUCUUCCCCUCAGUUUAGGACGACAGAGCAUCUUCUGAGCUAUGGGACGACUAGUUCAAAUAGUUUGUCAGCCGGAUUGUCGUACGGUGGCUCCUUUACGCUACAGCACAGUCACAAUGUCAAUGGCGCCAACCGAAAACGUAAGAAUCGAAAGCCGUCCCUUCCGGGAGGGGAGGGAGAAAGCUUGGGAUCGGGUCUUGGGGCGAUGAUCACUCAAGCCCGAUUGGCUUGGGAGGCCCAGCAGAUGUUACAUCAGCGAGGGGGUGUGUCCUCCGACCAAGGAGGGAAGGAUGGGUACGAAAGCGAUGGGGCCACGCCCCUGCCUUUGCCCGGCCCGGUUGUGCGGGCGUUCAGUGAAGACGAAGCCCUUGCGCAACAGGAUGGGCACUGGAAGCGUGCCACCCUGGACAGAUUGGCAUUUCCUCAAACGUUGUUAGAAAAGAGUUUAUCGGUGCAAACCAACCUGGCAUCACCGGAACCCUACCUUCACCCAUCACAGUCGGAAGAUCUCGGAGCAUGUUCUCAGUUUGAGGCAAGUCGGAAUGCUCGGAACAUGAUGCCUAGCGCGAGCUGCGGUGUUUUCCCAGAAUUCACGCUGCGCAAACCGUCCUCAGAAACAGACAUUGAGAACUGGGCGUCCAAACACUUCAACAAGCACACACAGGGUCUGUUUAGGAGGAAGGUCUCCAUUGCUAACAUGCUAGCGUGGAGCAGCGAGCCCAUCAAGAAACCCAUGAUCGUGACGAACGACCGGACCGUCAAACGUGAAGCAGUGGAGCUCUUCAAACUCAUCCAGACAUACAUGGGGGACCGGCGGGGGAAAGGCGACCCGCUGGCUGUGGCUCUGGAGGUGGCCGUGAGGGGCUGGAGCUGUCAGGGACUGAGAGAUGAGCUCUACAUCCAGCUGUGCAGACAGACCACUGAGAACUUCCGCUACGACAGUCUCCAGAGGGGCUGGGAGCUCAUGGCCAUCUGUCUGGCCUUCUUCCCUCCCACCCCUCGAUUCCACAACUACCUGGAGGGCUACAUCUACAGACACAUGGACCCUCUGAACGACACCAAGGGAGUGGCGAUAAGCAGCUAUGCAAAAUACUGUUACCGUAAACUCCAGAAGGCUGCGCUUACAGGAGCUAAAAAGGGUUUGAACAAGCCCUCGAUAGAAGAGAUCGCCCACGCUCACAACGCCAUCUUCAGGCCCUCCAUGUUCGGUUCAUCUCUAGAGGAAGUGAUGUCGAUGCAGAAGGAACGUUACCCUGAUCGACAGUUGCCAUGGGUACAGACCCGCCUCUCAGAGGAAGUGCUGGGCUUGAAUGGAGAUCAGACUGAAGGCAUCUUUAGGGUGCCAGGAGAUAUUGAUGAAGUAAACGCUCUGAAGUUACAGGUGGACCAGUGGAAGAUACCGACAGGCCUGGAAGACCCACAUAUUCCAGCGUCUCUGUUGAAGCUGUGGUACAGGGAGCUGGAGGAGCCCGUGAUUCCUCAUGAAUAUUAUGAACAGUGUAUCAUGAACUAUGACAGUCCUGCAGCCGCUGUGAACGUCGUGCUCAGUCUCCCUCACAUCAACAAACUGGUACUCUGCUACCUCAUCCGAUUCCUACAGGUAUUCGCUCAAGCCGCCAGCGUGUCUAUGACUAAGAUGGACGUGAGUAAUCUGGCCAUGGUGAUGGCACCCAACUGCCUGCGCUGUCAGUCCGACGACCCGCGCGUCAUCUUUGAGAACACGCGCAAAGAAAUGAGCUUCAUCCGCGUGUUGAUCCAGCACCUUGAUACCAGCUUCAUGGAUGGGGUGCUAUAGCGAACAAACACACACACAUUCAGACACUUUCAUACACACAUUAAUAUUCACACCGAGACAUUUGCACUUCGAUUUCCAGGUGAAAAGAAAUACGUUCGCCCACACAUGAAUCACCCAGCAUACAACCUCAUUGAGCUCACAUAGUUUACACUCACACACUUCACACACACUGCAGAAAAUCAUUUUCUUAAUCAGUAUAUUCGUCUUGUUUUCUAAUAAAAUAUCUUAACCUUUAUUUACUUGAGAAGCAAAAUUGUGUUCAAAAAGAAUACAAUCUUCUUGUUUUAAAGCUGAAGAAAACUCCCCUCGACCGCCAUUGGUUAAUCAAACAGAUAGUCCCGCCCCCAAUUUACACCAUUGGUUGAGGCGAUGCUGUUGUGUCGGACUGGAUGAGCCGCUCAAAAAAUACGAUUAUUUAUAACGCCAGAGAGACACAGUGUUUACAGUUUUUGAGAAAAUGAACCAACAAAUGGCUUACUUUUAGUUAACACCGAAACACUUGAACACUUCAACUUUAACCAUAAACCUCACGAAAUUUUGUUAGGUUAAUGUUUAAAACAACAAGAAGCCAAUUGUCUUUAAAUAGACAAUUGGCUUUCGUUUAGUCACAGCUUUGAACACGACUGCUUUUCGGCUGAAGGGGGAGGGGCAUUCUCAGUGCAGUGCAGGAUGAUGUCAUCAAUAUUUUUGGCCCGUUUUCCUGUAACAGAAACACUGUAAAUUGUAAAAUGCGUAUAUCUGCUGACAGUUCAUUUUGUCAGCUUUUAUGAUUUCACUAGCAUAUAGAUGACCUCAAAGCUAAUAGGCGUGGCCUAAAAGCCACAAAACUCUUAUUCUGAUUUCAUAUUUUUACUGGAAAACUACACAGUACUGAUUCAGAGAGUGAUUUCUACACACUGACAUCCAUAUUCCAAAACACACCAAACCUCUUAGGUCAACAAAUCUUCAAUCCCCUUUGAUUUUUGAAUGUUUCUGAGUGGAUUACCAUCCAUCCUUACACAAUAGCAACUGUCCUGCUUUGAUUUUGUAGUGUGCAUGUACGUAUUGAAUGUGUCCAUUUCUGUUUUUUAACUUGACUGACUUGUAGAACAGUCCGUCUGAUUUUCUAUGAUUCAUUUAUUUGUUAUUUAUUUGAAUGAAGGUUUGUAAGUAUUGUACUGCCUUUUGAAAUAGAAAACACCAAUCUUAUGUUCCACUGUUCAUAUGGAUUUAUCUGUGUGUGUUUGUGUGAGAGAGCGCGUGUGUGUUCGCUUAUCACCUGUCACAUUCACUGCUAAUUGUUUAUACACUAUUGUGUAUGUCUUACUGAAACGAUACACUACACGAAUGCCCCUCAUAUUAAACUUCCUACAUUAAAGCUGACGUGUGUAAUUUAUUUGCCAAACGCAAUUACAAAAAAUAAUCGCUGUUUUCAUUCAAACAGAUUCCAGAAAACUUCCCGUCAACCAUUGGUUGAACAAACAAAUAGCCCUGCCCCACACUCACGCCAUUGGUUGAGCCAAUGUUGCUGUGUCGGGCUGGACGAGGAAUGUUUUGAAAGCACCACAGAGUCACAUUCUUUGGUGAACUCAACCUACAAAUGGUUUACUUAAUGUUGACUUAUAUUAAGUGUUUUAACAUUGAAAAUUACACACUUCAGCUUGAAAUUCUCUCAUACACACAAGCCCCAAAUUACAAGCAUGCAAACACCCUCAUUCACACACACACACACUGAUUUGGUGCUUGUAAUGAUCUUUACCAUACUGCCAAACACAGAGUAUUGACACUCUGUGCCCAUUCCUGCCUUUCAAAGUGAGACAGACAAAUAGAGAGAGAGAGACAGAUGGAGUAAAAGGGGUGAAUCUCACGAGGAAUACGUCCAGGUCAUAUUUCACCCCAAAACCAAAAGAAUAAAUAAGUCAUUAUAUUUUGCAUAAAGUAAAUAAAGAUUAUUAGGAUAUUUUCACAUUAUGAUAAUGUUAAUUGGGGGGUAAAAUGUUUUUAAUUGUCAUAAAAACAAUAAUGUAAUGCAUUUGUCUCAAUGGUCCAAAAACUGGUUUCAUUUUCUGGAAUUGCUGGAAUACUCCAUUCUGAUUGGUUAAUCACAUCAUCCACUGGUCAACCGGGUAUUGACCUGUUUCAUGUGAUAUCACUGUAUGACUGCUCUGCCAUGUUUGUGACCAAUAUUCCAUAUAAUUUCAAUGUGCUGUGCGGUGGGAUGCAACAAAAGCCUCCUUUGGGAGUUAAAAGCAGCUCUUGCAUUUAUACAGACGUUUUGUAAUAUAGUGACCAAAUCAAGAGAGGUGUUUACGAUGAUGUACCGGUGGGCGUGUGUACUCGCUGUUCACACAUCAGACUCGCUGGCGUAUGGAGACGAAUCGUGGAUAAAAUAUAUUUUAAUGUCCGCGUAAGUCCAAUUUGGCAAUAUUUAUGCAGUCUUCAGACCUGUAUGAACUUUUCCUGGGACUUGGCAUGGAUCAAAAUCAAAUUUUGAUCUUUUUCUUAAUAUCAUUUCACAGGUGUUUUUCCAUUCACUGCCAUUGUUUCCUCCUGCUGAUGGUCAAAUAUGGCGGCUGCGAGGAAAAAGUGACGUCACUGAAACAGUUCAAUUGCGAGUCAUCUUUCCUACUUCACGUAUCAUUCGACGAUCUCAACAAGUGAAUUAAAUAAUAUCAACUCAACUAAAUUAAUAUUUACUUAUUUUUAUAUUAAACAAUUUUUAUCCCCUUUUCUCCCAAUUUGGAAUGCCCAAUUCCCACUACUUAUUAUGUCCUGACGGUGGCGCGGUUACUCGCCUCAAUCUGGGUGGCGGAGGACAAGUCUCAGUUGCCUCCGCUUCUGAGACCGUCAAUCCGCGCAUCUUAUCACGUGACUCGUUGUGCAUGACACCGCGGAGACUCACAGCAUGUGGAGGCUCAUACUACUCUCCGUGAACCAUGCACAAUUUACCACA